Molecule: messenger RNA, 7934 nt
Organism: Megalopta genalis
Lineage: Eukaryota; Metazoa; Arthropoda; Insecta; Hymenoptera; Halictidae
Source: RefSeq, a predicted model, not a curated record
CGUUACGGCAGUAGGUGCACAUCGGUGCACGUACGCGAUAGACGAAACGCGACCGCACGCCGAAAAUCGAAAGAAACGACGGGAAAGAAAGCGUCGUGUGACCAUCGGUGUCGAAACCGAGCUUCGUUUAAUGUCAUUUUCGUUUACAAGGUAUCUUUCUUUCACGUAAGAAACGUUACUCUUGGCCGGUGUUUCGGAAACAAUAAUUUCCAUCAAUCCGUGGCUUUAGAGCAUGGCGUCCGACGAGGAGGUGGACGAGAGUUACGCGGGUGAAGAUGAUUUAGAUGAAACUGGGGGUCAAGUUUCAAAUGUUGGUCAGCCAGUGGAUGGAUCGUCCGAUGCAGAAGAAUCACAGAGAUUAGAAGAAGACGAUGAUUACGAACCGGAGGAGAGGAAGAAGAAAAAAGGAAAGAAACGGAAAGCACGUAGCGAAGACAAGAAGGGAAAGAAAAAGAAGAAAAAGAAAAAAUCUGAUUCUGGAGAUGAAAGCGACUUUGGAGGAGGGGGCGAGACAGGCGAUGUUGCUGGAGACGAUAGUGACUAUGCAGGAAAUAGGAAAAGUAGAAAAUCUUCGUCGAGAAAAUCAUCUAGUCACACAGCACCGGCUCCUCCAAGCCAGGAGCCUACUACCGGCAUGCCUACUAUCGAAGAAGUUUGUAACACUUUCGGAUUGACCGAUGUACAGAUCGAAUAUACCGACGCAGACUUCCAGAAUUUAACAACAUACAAAUUAUUCCAACAACACGUCAGACCUCUUCUAGCUAAAGAAAAUCCAAAAGUACCGAUGUCAAAACUUAUGAUGUUGGUAGCUGCGAAAUGGCGAGAUUUUUCCGAAUUGAAUCCCCACACACAACCCGACGCCGAUGUGUCGUCUGCCAAUGUGGACGAAGAUAAUAGAAAUUCGAGGUCGAAUCGCAGUGGUGCUGUACAAGAAGGCGAAGACGAAGAAGACGAUGACGAAGACAGCGAUAGAAAACGAAAAUCGAGAGGAUCCAGAGCCAAGAAGGGAAAGAAAGCUUCGAAAGUUCCCACGUUAAAAAUUAAACUUGGGAAGCGCAAACGAGGGAGCUCGGACGAGGAAGCAGAAGGGAGUGGAGCUGGGACCGACAGAGAUUCCGAUAUGGAGUUCGAACAAAUGCUGGCAGACGCUGAGGAACCUUCUGGCGCGGACGGUACCACUAAAGGGAAUGCCGAAGAGAGCGGUGUCGAACCCCCGGCAGAACCGCCCGUUCGCAGGAAGGCAAAAACUAAAAUUGGAAACAAAACAAAGAAAAAGAAAAAGACGAAAACCACGUCCAAGUUUCCGGAUGGGGAAGAGGGUCUCCAGACCGACCAUCAGGACUAUUGCGAAGUCUGUCAGCAAGGUGGCGAAAUUAUAUUGUGCGACACGUGUCCCAGAGCGUACCAUCUAGUGUGUUUGGAACCCGAAUUGGAAGAGACUCCUGAAGGAAAAUGGAGUUGUCCUCAUUGCGAAGGAGAAGGCGCGGCAGAAGACGACGACGAACACAUGGAGUUUUGUAGAAUAUGUAAAGACGGCGGUGAACUGUUAUGCUGCGACAGUUGCACCAGUGCCUACCAUACGCAUUGUCUGAAUCCGCCACUUUCCGAAAUCCCCGACGGCGACUGGAAGUGUCCCAGAUGUUCUUGUCCGCCUCUACGUGGAAAAGUAGCGAAAAUUUUGACAUGGAGAUGGAAAGAAUGUUCGGAAACGCCGUCGGAAGAACCUUCCACGAGCAAAGCUGCCCCGAAGCAACGGAAAAUACGGGAAUUCUUUGUAAAAUGGGCGGACAUGUCGUAUUGGCACUGCGACUGGAUCACAGAGUUGCAACUGGACGUUUUCCACCCGCUCAUGUUCAGAAAUUAUUCGCGAAAGUACGACAUGGACGAACCGCCGAAGCUGGAGGAGCCGUUGGACGAAAGCGAUUCUCGUGUGAAACGAUUGAAAGAGCAGGACGGCGCUACGAAUCGAGACGAGUAUAAUUUAGAAGAACGAUUCUAUCGUUACGGAGUUCGACCCGAGUGGCUUGUAGUGCAUCGAGUAAUUAAUCAUCGUCUCUCGAGAGACGGCCGGGCGACUUAUCUCGUUAAGUGGAGAGAGUUGGGGUACGAUCAGGCUACUUGGGAGGACGAACACGAAGAUAUCCCGGGCUUGAAACAGGCGAUCGAGUAUUACUUGGAUCUCAGGGCAGCAAACUGUUGCGACGGUAGUUCCUCCCGCAAGGGCAAGAAGGGUAAAGGUAAAAAAUCGAAGACUCGCGAGCUCAUCGACGACGAGGAAAGAACACCGAAACGAUACACUCCACCGCCCGAGAAGCCCACCACCGAUCUGAAAAAGAAGUACGAAAGACAGCCGGAAUAUUUGGAUCAGACAGGAAUGCAGUUGCAUCCUUACCAAUUAGAGGGUCUGAAUUGGUUGAGAUAUUCAUGGGGUCAAGGUAUAGAUACUAUAUUGGCAGACGAGAUGGGUCUCGGGAAAACCAUCCAAACCAUUACUUUUCUAUACUCGCUGUACAAAGAGGGCCAUUGCAAAGGACCGUUCUUGGUUUCCGUUCCUCUCUCAACAAUCAUCAAUUGGGAGCGUGAAUUUGAAACUUGGGCGCCCGAUUUCUAUUGCGUUACAUACGUUGGUGACAAGGAUAGCCGUAUAGUGAUCCGAGAGAACGAAUUGUCCUUCGAAGAGGGUGCUGUACGCGGUGGUAGAGCUUCGAAAAUCCGGUCUUCCCAGAUCAAGUUUAACGUAUUGCUCACCAGUUACGAACUAAUUUCGAUCGAUUCGGCAUGCUUGGGAUCCAUAGAUUGGGCAGUGCUCGUAGUAGACGAAGCGCACAGAUUGAAAUCGAAUCAGUCUAAGUUCUUCAGACUCCUGGCGUCCUACAACAUCGCUUAUAAGUUGCUAUUGACCGGUACCCCGUUGCAGAACAACUUGGAAGAGUUGUUCCAUUUGCUGAACUUUCUGUGUCGCGACAAAUUCAACGAUCUGGCCGCGUUUCAGAAUGAAUUCGCGGACAUUUCGAAGGAAGAGCAGGUGAAAAAGUUGCACGAGUUGCUCGGCCCUCACAUGUUGAGGAGAUUGAAGGCCGAUGUGCUGAAAAACAUGCCGAGCAAGUCGGAGUUUAUCGUCCGCGUGGAGCUGUCGCCGAUGCAGAAGAAGUAUUACAAAUACAUUUUAACGAAGAACUUCGAGGCGUUGAAUCCCAAGGGAGGAGGGCAACAAGUAUCGUUGCUGAACAUCAUGAUGGACUUGAAGAAAUGUUGCAAUCAUCCGUACCUGUUCCCAUCGGCGUCUCAAGAGGCGCCAACUGCGCCAAACGGUAGCUACGAAACGUCCGCGUUGAUCAAAGCUGCGGGCAAGCUAGUAUUGCUCAGCAAAAUGUUGAAGAAGCUCAGGGACGACGGCCACAGAGUACUAAUCUUCUCGCAGAUGACGAAAAUGUUGGAUAUUCUGGAGGAUUAUCUCGAAGGAGAAGGUUACAAGUACGAGAGAAUCGACGGCAACAUCACCGGUGCCCAGCGACAAGAGGCGAUAGACAGAUUCAAUGCUCCCGGUGCUCAGCAGUUCGUUUUCUUACUUUCCACCCGCGCGGGUGGUCUGGGUAUCAACUUAGCCACAGCCGAUACCGUGAUCAUAUACGAUUCCGAUUGGAAUCCGCACAACGAUAUUCAGGCGUUCAGCAGAGCUCACAGGAUCGGCCAAGCCAACAAGGUGAUGAUCUAUCGAUUCGUCACUCGGAAUUCUGUGGAAGAACGGGUCACCCAAGUAGCCAAACGGAAAAUGAUGUUGACGCAUUUGGUCGUUAGACCUGGAAUGGGUGGGAAGGGCGCGAAUUUCAGCAAACAAGAGCUGGACGAUAUUUUGCGAUUCGGCACGGAGGAGCUGUUCAAAGAGGAAGAAGGUAAAGAGGACGAAGCGAUUCACUACGACGACAAGGCUGUGGCCGAGCUGUUGGAUAGAAGCAAGGAAGGUAUCGAACAGAAGGAGAACUGGGCCAACGAAUAUCUGAGUUCCUUCAAAGUGGCAUCGUAUGUGACCAAGGAAGGUGAAACGGAAGAGGAGGCGGACACGGAGAUCAUUAAACAGGAAGCCGAGAACACGGAUCCUGCUUAUUGGAUCAAGUUGUUGCGACAUCAUUACGAACAGCAGCAAGAAGAUAUUGCCAGAACCCUUGGAAAAGGUAAACGAGUACGUAAACAGGUGAACUACAACGAUGGAGUGGUAACUGGGGAACAAGGGACGAGAGACGAUCAACCUUGGCAGGAGAAUCUGUCCGAUUACAACAGCGACUUUAGCGCGCCGAGCGACGAUGACAAAGAGGACGACGACUUCGAUGAGAAGGGUGACGGAGAUUUAUUGUCCCGCAGGAGCAGACGAAGACUGGAGAGGAGAGACGAAAAGGAUAGACCUCUACCGCCGUUACUCGCCAGAGUCAACGGAAACAUCGAAGUGUUAGGCUUCAACGCCAGACAAAGGAAAGCAUUUCUGAACGCGAUCAUGCGUUACGGCAUGCCGCCCCAGGAUGCGUUCAACUCUCAGUGGCUGGUACGAGAUUUGCGCGGUAAAUCAGAGAAAAAUUUCAAAGCUUACGUGUCGUUGUUCAUGCGGCAUCUCUGCGAGCCUGGCGCCGAUAAUGCUGAGACAUUCGCGGACGGUGUGCCGAGAGAAGGACUCAGUAGGCAGCACGUCUUGACGAGAAUCGGCGUGAUGUCGUUGAUCAGGAAGAAGGUUCAAGAGUUCGAGCACAUCAAUGGAUACUAUUCGAUGCCCGAGAUGAUUCGGAAGCCGGUCGAACCGGUGAAAAUAGAAGCUGGUGGUGAUGCGGCAACCGGGACCAGUAGUACCAGCGCCACACCUGUCACUUCGAACGCCCCUAGUCCAAGUCCUGCCGCAACUCCUACCCCGAUGUCUGCUCCCGUAACCGCGGCAGAUGCUGGUAAAGCAAAUACCGAUGUGGUCGAAUCCAAGGAAAUCAAGGAAGAACAAAAGGAUAAGGAGAGUUCUUCGGAGGCGAAAGAUCCGAAGGAAGAGUCGAAAGAUUCCAAGGAGGAUGACGAGAGCAGCACCGAGAAGGACAAAGACAAGGAAGACGUGAAGAAAGAGGACAAGGACACGGAUACAGAAACUUCGGACAAAGAAAAAGACAAAACGGAGACCAAGGACGAGAAAUCUUCGACGAAAGAAGAGAAAUCCGAAAGUAACGAGAACAAACCGAAACAACAGGACACCGAGGAGGAUGUAGAAAUCAAGGAAGAACAAAAGGAUAAGGAGGCGAAAGAUCCGAAGGAAGAGUCGAAAGAUUCCAAGGAGGAUGACGAGAGCAGCACCGAGAAGGACAAAGACAAGGAAGACGUGAAGAAAGAGGACAAGGACACGGAUACAGAAACUUCGGACAAAGAAAAAGACAAAACGGAGACCAAGGACGAGAAAUCUUCGACGAAAGAAGAGAAAUCCGAAAGUAACGAGAACAAACCGAAACAACAGGACACCGAGGAGGAUGUAGUGAUCGUCAAAGACGACGAGGAAGAGACCGAGAAGCGAGAGGACAGAGACAAUAAGGAGAAAGACGCGAAGGACUGUGACUCGGAGGUUUUGAAACCCAAACGGAAAUUUAUGUUUAAUAUCGCUGACGGCGGGUUCACGGAGCUGCACACGUUAUGGUUGAACGAAGAGAAGGCUGCGGUACCUGGUCGCGAAUACGAGAUAUGGCAUCGGAGACACGACUACUGGCUUCUAGCUGGCAUUGUUACGCACGGCUACGGCCGUUGGCAGGAUAUUCAGAAUGACAUCAGAUUCGCUAUAAUAAAUGAACCAUUCAAGAUGGAUGUAGGCAAGGGGAACUUCUUAGAAAUAAAGAACAAGUUCUUGGCCCGCCGAUUCAAGCUGUUGGAGCAAGCAUUAGUGAUAGAGGAACAGUUGAGAAGAGCCGCGUACCUGAAUCUAACGCAGGAUCCUAAUCAUCCUGCUAUGAGUCUGAAUGCUAGAUUCGCCGAAGUCGAGUGCCUUGCUGAAUCCCAUCAACAUCUUAGCAAAGAAAGUCUUGCCGGUAAUAAACCAGCGAAUGCUGUGUUGCACAAGGUACUAAAUCAAUUGGAGGAACUAUUGUCCGAUAUGAAGUCGGACGUGAGUCGUCUACCAGCUACUUUGGCUCGCAUUCCACCUGUUGCACAAAGACUCCAAAUGUCCGAGAGGUCGAUAUUGAGUCGUUUGGCUGCAACUGCGCCAGGCGGUAGCAGUUCUCAGUCUGGACAAGCAGCUCUCUUGGCACAACAAUAUCCUGCAGGUUUCUCUAGCGGUCAGUUGCCAGCCACUUUCGCGGGGCCAGCCAAUUUCGGCAAUUUCCGACCACAAUACUCAGUGCCAGGACAACCACCGCAAGGAUUCACAGCUUGAAGAGCGAUCGGUUGAUGAACACAGUGGCUCAAUCAGAAUAACUCGAGGUAGCACGGUACGCUGCCUACUUUGACACGAAAUCGUGUAUAUUGUAUUAUUUUUCGUACAUUACGAUUUCUAGCUGAAUUUUCAUUAGAGCUAAGAUUUCAAAGAAAACGUAAUAGGAAACACGUAUUACACAACCACAAAUCGGCGCGUAAUAUCUUAACAUCUAAAUUACAUUGAUUCUUGUAUUUAUUACAUGUAUAUUCGGCGUUUAGCAUCGAGGGUUUCAUGUCUUUUUUAUAUUUAUACAUGCGGUCUCUGUAGAAGGACGCGUAAAUUAUUUUCUUCAGAUCCAAUGAGAGCAUAAUUUAUAUUUCUUCACUGACCGGUGUAUCGUCAACCUUAACAAUAAGUACCAUUUUACUUAAAUAAGAGAAGAAAAACAACUUAUUUAAGAGAGACGAACAGUUAACACGACUCGCGGAAGUUUUAAAUAUGCUGCGGUUUAUAAUAAGAUGCGAUAAUUGAAACAGUCGUUUGCGUAAAUUUAUUCGCAAUCAUCUGUUUGUUUCAUUCGACAAUUUAAUUUUGGGAUCAUAUACUCGUACGAAAUAGCGAGAACCAACGACAGAGUACAAUGGCAAUCAUUUUAGUUAAGACUGACGUUGCAUAUUGUAUCUGAAAGAAAAAAAAAACGAAAAAAAAUAUUCAUUUCGUACAUUGUAUACGGGCUAUCGUAAUGCAUGGGUUUAUAUAAGCGAGAACAUGGUUAAGCUCUGUUUCCCCGUGUUUUCUUUUAAUUUUCUAAACGAAUUACGAAGAUCGUAGUCACACACACACACACACACACAAAAAGAAAAAUACGUUCGAUACUUAAUGCAAAUAUACGUGUCCUGUAUGAAUCGAUAUAUUAUAUGGAGACUAUAUGUACUAUAUAUUUGUGUGACAUCGCAGGAAACGAUUCUUUUGUUCGAAUCAUACGAAAGAACACACGCAGCGAAAUAAAUAGGUUUUACAUAAUCUUUGUACAUACUGUCGUUACAUUCUGCUUGCAUCGUAUGUCGGUACACGCAUCCAUCCAUCCAUACAUUCAUAGACACACGCAACAAGCAUGCACACGAACCCACAGACAUUCGAGUAUCGUAUAUAGUUUUUGAUAAAUAAAAUCGAAAGCGCGUGUCACGCCCCAUGCAUUAUGUUAGUAUUACGAAUUACGUGCGAUUAAAUGUAAUUAACGACGCGGAACUACGUUAACUGGUCUUUGAACAAGUAUAUUAAUUGUUCCAUCUUUUCUACCCCGGGGUCCGGAAAACACUAGAGCAUUUUUUAAUUUCUUUUUCGUGUUAAUCAGUUUUGCCAAAUUACUGCGUUGGCACAUAAUACGUUUUUAAGGGUAAUUUUAGAUAUUGUCUAGCUAAGAAAUUCAAACGAGAGCGUGAAGAGAGAAGAAUGAGAGCGAAAGAGAAGAGUGACUGAUUAAGUAUAAAGUAAAUCAAACCACGGAAAAUCGUUUGUUGUAUGUAUUAAUUCUACUGGAAUAAAUGAAUAAUAAUUAGAAACUAAA